UCGAGCUCAAGUCGAGUCGCUCGCUACCCCUUUCCACCUCCUCCACACUCACGACCAUGGAGCUCAACCAGGCUGUUGCGAUCGUGACCGGCGGCGGCCGCGGCUUCGGGCGCGCGUUCGCCGAGGAGAUCCUGGCGAACGGGGGCAAGGCCAUGAUCACGGACGUGAACGUGCACGAGCUGCAGGCCGCGGGCAAGGAGCUGCAGCGCAAGUACGGCGAGCGUAACGUGUGCUGGGACCGCCAGAACGUCACGGAGAAGGACAGCUUCCCGCGCGCCUUCGCGUACGCCGCCAAGUACUUCAAGCAGCCCGUGAACGUGCUGGUCAACAACGCUGGCAUCGCCGGCGACAUGACCUUCUACGAGCCGGACAGCACCAACUGGGAGGCCGUCGUGGACAUCGACCUGGUCGCGCUCAUCCGCGGCACCAAGUUCGCCAUCACCGAGUUCAAGCGCACGCUGAACGGCAAGGAGGGCGUGAUCGUGAACCUCGGCAGCAUGGCCGGACUCACCACCACGCCCUUCGGCCCCGAGUACGCUGCGGCCAAGGCCGGCGUCGUGGGCUUCACGCGCUCGCUGUACCAGCUCAAGAAGAAGGACAACAUCCGCUGCUUCUGCAUGUGCCCGGGCUUCGCCGAGACCAACAUGGGCCGCCAGGCGGACGUCGAGAUCCCCGAGUACACCAACAUGAUGGGCGGCCUCUUGCCCGUCAAGGUGGUCGUGGACGCCUUCGCCGCUGGCAUGCGCGAGCCCGACAACGCCGGCCGCGUGCAGCGCAUCAUGAAGAAGAACACCACGUACUACCGCUUCCCGGGCGACAAGGCGCUCUUCCCCGACUCGAAGCUGUAA
Phytophthora sojae is the source of this 848-nucleotide messenger RNA. RefSeq lists its product as hypothetical. Gene Ontology annotation, cellular component: cytoplasm. The coding region runs from base 57 to 848 and encodes 263 amino acids. The transcript has a single exon. The record is from RefSeq and is a predicted model, not a curated record. NCBI's taxonomy places the organism in Eukaryota, Oomycota, Peronosporomycetes, Peronosporales, Peronosporaceae. Gene Ontology annotation, molecular function: oxidoreductase activity, acting on the CH-OH group of donors, NAD or NADP as acceptor.